Rhododendron vialii is the source of this 2926-nucleotide messenger RNA. RefSeq names its product protein SCARECROW 2. NCBI's taxonomy places the organism in Eukaryota, Viridiplantae, Streptophyta, Magnoliopsida, Ericales, Ericaceae. The coding region runs from base 293 to 2695 and encodes 800 amino acids. Gene Ontology annotation, biological process: radial pattern formation; leaf development; gravitropism. Gene Ontology annotation, molecular function: sequence-specific DNA binding; DNA-binding transcription factor activity. Gene Ontology annotation, cellular component: nucleus. The record is from RefSeq and is a predicted model, not a curated record. The transcript has 3 exons.
UGCUUUCCUCUUAACUAUUCUACUAAGUAGUAUUACCUUUCCCCCUCCAAAACCCCAAACCCUAAAACAUACAAGUAAUUACAAACACUCCAAUUGGAGAGAGAGAGAGAAGAACGAAGAAUCCCAAUGCUCCUGUCUCAGCUUCUCUGCCUCUAGCUCCUUGGAUCUUCUCUUCGAGUAAUUUAUAAAACAAAUAAAAGCCACGCCGGCAAACUCCCUCCCCGAUCUACCCCUAUGAAGACCUACGAGGCAGAAAACUCCUCCCCUUUUCUCCUUCUGCUUCAUUUUCCACAUGGAGUCCCGUGCUUUGUUAUUACUAACCAACAACGCCGCAACCGAGGCGGAUUUCAAUCCUAGCAGCACCACUACUACUACUACUAACACCAUUUCUGUGAGUCCACUACCAACACCGUCGAAUAGCAACGCGGCGGCCGUCUCGAUAAUCUCCUCCGGCGGGAUCAAGAUGGUGAGGAAGAGGACCGCAUCCGAGAUCGAACAGCUCCAUACAACCCCGGCCCAGGCCGGGUACGACAGGUUUCUGCGCCGGCCGACCGCCGCCGCUGCCGUGGCGUCGAACCACCCCCUCUUCCCCCUUCCCUCCGCCGCCGCCGACAUGGGUUGCUUUAAUCUGGGCCCGGGCCUCCUGCCCAGCAACAUUUCCACCACCGCCACCAACCACUCCACUAUGACUAUGCUACCUUCUUCAACUAUGACGUCACCUGGGUCCGGUUCGGGAUUUUCCCACGACCCGCUCUCGCCUCAGCAGUACCACCACAACCAUAACCAUAAUAUUCGUCAAUCACAGCCCCCUUCUGUUUGUGUCUUCUCCGGUUUACCCUUAUUCCCACCCGAAACAAGCAAUCAAAACACGAACACUAGUACUCCCGUUGGUGUACCCUUUAGUACUACUACACGACCAGCAGCAGCAACAACAGAUACUUCUAUGGAGGAUAGCAACAAUAAUAAUACUGCAUGGAUAGACGGAAUCAUAAAAGAUCUCAUCCACUCCUCAGCCAACGUCUCCAUACCGCAACUCAUUCAGAACGUGAGGGAGAUCAUCCACCCGUGCAAUCCCAACCUCGCUUCCCUUCUCGAGUAUCGACUGCGCUCUCUGUCCUCCUCCUCGUCGUCGCCGACGGAGUUUUCGGAUUUGCAGAUCAGGCCGCAACAGAAUCACCACCACCAGCAAUUUCAUCCCAACCUCCAGCACCAUCAGCAGCAGCACCAAUUUCCCCUUCUUCCAGAUUCUCAUGCAAUGAACCAUCACUUGAUCAAUUUGGGAAUCACACCGCCGCCGCCGUUAACGCCCAAUAACAAUUCCACAAUCACAGCUGCACCCGUUAAUCAAGUGCACAAAUCACGACACCAGCAACAACAACAACAACAGCAGUUUUAUUCUCAGCCUCAACCUCAGCCCCAAGAAAAGCAACAACAGGAGGAAUCACCGCCACCCGACCCGGCAUCCACGGCGGCAUCGACACCGCAACCUUCGCCGUCGGCCACAGCGGCGGUCCUGGCGAAGGAGAGGAAGGAGGAGACGAGGCAGAAGAAAAGGGACGAAGAGGGGCUCCACCUCCUGACCUUACUCCUGAAAUGCGCCGAGUCCGUGGCGGCAGAUGACUUCGAAGAAGCGAAUAAAAUGCUGCUCGAGAUAUCGGAACUAUCGACCCCGUUCGGAACCUCGGCGCAGCGGGUCGCCGCGUAUUUCUCCGAGGCCAUGUCGGCGAGGCUCUUGAAUUCCUGUCUCGGUGUGUACGGCACCCUACCCGCGAUCUCGCACAGCCAGAAACUGGUCUCGGCGUUUCAGGUGUUCAACGGGAUAAGCCCAUUCGUGAAAUUCUCCCAUUUCACGGCAAAUCAAGCGAUACAGGAGGCGUUUGAACGGGAAGAAAGGGUGCAUAUCAUAGAUCUAGACAUCAUGCAAGGUUUACAAUGGCCGGGAUUGUUUCACAUAUUGGCGUCCCGGCCUGGUGGGCCGCCAUUUGUGCGGCUCACUGGGCUGGGGAUGUCAGUGGAGGCGUUGGAGGCCACGGGGAAGAGGUUGUCCGAUUUCGCGGAGAAGUUGGGGCUUCCGUUUGAGUUCCGGCCGGUGGCGGAGAAGGUUGGGAAUUUGGAUCCGGAGAUGCUGAAUGUGAGCAAGAGGGAGGCCGUGGCUGUUCACUGGUUGCAGCAUUCGCUUUAUGACGUGACGGGGUCGGAUACCCAUACCCUCUCACUCUUGCACAGGUUGGCCCCGAAAGUGGUGACCGUGGUAGAGCAAGACUUAAGCCAUGCAGGCUCAUUCUUGGGGAGGUUCGUGGAGGCCAUACACUACUACUCGGCCCUGUUCGACUCGCUUGGAGCAAGCUACGGGGAGGAGAGCGAGGAGCGACACGUGGUGGAGCAGCAGUUACUCUCAAGAGAGAUCCGAAACGUCCUGGCAGUCGGGGGCCCAUCGAGGAACGCCGAGAGAGAGGUUGUAAAGUUCAACAACUGGAGGGAGAAGCUUCAGCAGUCCGGAUUCAGGGGCAUCUCACUAGCAGGAAACGCGGCCGCCCAGGCCACACUCCUCCUUGGAAUGUUCCCUUCUGACGGGUACACCCUCAUCGAGGACAACGGCACGCUCAAACUUGGUUGGAAGGACCUUUGCCUGCUCACGGCUUCUGCCUGGAGACCUUCCUUUCAUAAGUACCCCAUGAGUUCCCUGGUGACUUGAAAAUCCAGCUCCUUGUUGUAGCAAUUAUACACUGUUUUCCCUUCCCUAUUUCCAGCAAUGCUAGGUUCCGGAAAACUGUCCCGAAUUUUGAAAUUACAAGGUUGAAAUUCACUUGGGCGCGUGAUGGCUGGCCGAUAUUCCAUUGGGUUAAGUUUGUCAGGCCACACUCUGAAACCCCAGUGUCUACUGGGAAAGUUUCUGGGACAAUAGAGUUUCCUUUUUCUUUCCUCA